Molecule: messenger RNA, 2820 nt
Organism: Stegastes partitus (bicolor damselfish)
Lineage: Eukaryota; Metazoa; Chordata; Actinopteri; Pomacentridae
Product: glutamate receptor ionotropic, delta-1-like
Exons: 13
Coding region: 1-2820 (939 amino acids)
Biological process (GO): monoatomic ion transport
Cellular component (GO): membrane
Molecular function (GO): ligand-gated monoatomic ion channel activity; signaling receptor activity
Source: RefSeq, a predicted model, not a curated record
AUGUACAUCUGCCUCCGGAUCGAUUCCUCAUCAGCAGCGAGAAAACAGAGAAAACACAAAAACAGUCUGUCGGCCGCCGUCCUUCAGCAGCUGGAGGCCCAGAAAGGCUUCGCUCAGCAGCUCGUCUGGUUCCUCAGCAGGACGCUGGUCCGAGCUGCUGGUCCGACCGGCUGGUCCGACCUGCUGGUCCGGCCUGCUGGUCCGACCUGCUGGUCCGAGCUGCUGGUCCGAGCUGCUGGUCCGAGCUGCUGGUCCGAGCUGCUGGUCCGACCUGCUGGUCCGAGCUGCUGGUCCGAGCUGCUGGUCCGACCUGCUGGUCCGACCGGCUGGUCCGAGCUGCUGGUCCGAGCUGCUGGUCCGAGCUGCUGGUCCGACCUGCUGGUCCGGCCGGCUGGUCCGAGCUGCUGGUCCGAGCUGCUGGUCCGGCCUGCUGGUCUGAGCUGCUGGUCCGACCGGCUGGUCCGAGCUGCUGGUCCGAGCUGCUGGUCCGAGCUGCUGGUCCGACCAGCUGGUUCUGGCCUCGGUCCGGGCGUCUGGGUCUCGGUUGUUUGCUCAUGUGUUAAACCUCGUCUGUGUGUGUUUGUGUGUCCGCAGGCCGUCGAGACCAAUCUGGCCUCCAAAGACAGUCACUGGGUGUUCGUCAACGAGGAGAUCAGCGACACCGAGAUCCUGGAGCUGACCCACAGCGCACUGGGCCGCAUGACGGUGAUCCGGCAGAUCUUCCCGCUGUGGAAGGACAGCAGCACCCGGUGCAUGAGGCAGAACCACCGGAUCUCCUCGCUGCUGUGCGACCCGCAGGAGGGAUACCUGCAGAACCUGGAGGGCAACAUCACCGGUCUGACGGGGACGAUGGACUUUAAAGACAGCGGCUCCAACUCGCACGUCCAGUUCGAGAUCCUCGGAUCGAGCUUCAGCGAGACCUUCGGCAAAGACAUCAAGAGGCUGGCGACGUGGGACUCGGUUCACGGCCUCAACGGCAGCCUGAAGGAGAGCCGGAUAGAGAACGGGAUGCAGGGAGUGACGGUCAAGGUGGUCACUCUGCUGGAGGAUCCUUUCGUCAUGGUGGCGGAGAACAUCCUGGGGCAGCCCAAGAGGUACAAAGGCUUCUCCAUCGACGUCCUGGACGCCCUCGCCAAGAUCCUGGGCUUCAAGUACGAGAUCUACCAGGUCGCCGACAGUAAAUAUGGAUCUCAGCUUCCCAACGGCUCGUGGAACGGCAUGAUCGGAGACCUCAUCAACAAGAGGGCCGACCUGGCGGUGUCGGCCAUCACCAUCACGCCUGAGCGGGAGAACGUGGUGGACUUCAGCAAGCGCUACCUGGACUACAGCGUCGGCAUCCUGCUGCGGAAGCCCGAGGAGAAGAUCAACAUCUUCUCGCUGUUCGCGCCCUUCGACCUGGCCGUGUGGGCCUGCAUCGCCGCCGCCAUCCCGGUGGUGGGCGUCCUCAUCUUCCUGCUCAACCGGCUGCAGGCGCUGCGCUCGUCCUCGUCCCAGAACGGGCCGCCGGGCCAGCCGUCCAACGGCGUCGGCUCGGGGACGCUGCACAGCGCCAUCUGGAUCGUGUACGGGGCGUUCGUCCAGCAAGGCGGCGACGGCGUGGUCGGCUCGGUGGCGCUGAGGAUCGUCAUGGGCAGCUGGUGGCUCUUCACGCUCAUCGUGUGCUCGUCGUACACGGCCAACCUGGCGGCCUACCUCACCGUGUCGCGCAUGGACCACGCCAUACGGUCUUUCCAGGACCUGGCUCGACAGAUCGACGUGGACUACGGCACCGUGAGGGACUCGGCCGUCUACGACUACUUCAGGAACAAAGGCACCAACCCUCUGGAGCAGGACAGCACCUACGCCGAGCUGUGGAGGACCAUCAGCAAGAACAACGGCAUGGACUACUCGGUUUCCAGCCCGUCGGAGGGAAUACGCAAGGCGAAGAAGAGUCCGUUCGCCUUCCUGUGGGACAUGGCGGUGCUGGAAUACGCCGCUCUGACCGACGACGACUGCACCAUCACCGUGUCCGGAAACAGCAUGAGCAGCAAAGGCUACGGCAUCGCCAUGCAGCACGGCAGCCCCUACAGAGACCUCUUCUCCCAGAAGAUCCUGGAGCUGCAGGAGAAAGGCGACCUGGACAUCAUGAAGCAGAAGUGGUGGCCUCGGACCGGCCGCUGCGACCUGAGCAGCCACGCCAGCGCUCACCCCGACGGACGCUCCCUCAAGCUGCACAGCUUCGCCGGCAUCUUCUGCAUCCUGGCCGCCGGCCUGCUGCUGGCCUGCCUGGUGGCCGGGCUGGAGGCUUGGUGGAACAGCAACCGCUGCCGCCAGGAGCAGCCCAAAGAGGACAAGGAGGUGAACCUGGAACAGGUGCAUCGUCGUAUGAACAGUCUUUUGGACGAGGACUUGGCCCACAAGCAGAUCCCCGGCCCCUCUAUCGAGAUCUCUGCGCUGGACAUCGGCAGCAUGCAGCCCAGCCAGGCCUCUCUGGUGGCGGGGCCGGAGUCCGUCCGGGACUACCCGCCCUCGGGCCUCGCUGUGACCACCUUCCUCCCCGGGGAGGGGGCGCCGCCUCCUCCUCUUCCCCACCCUCACCAUGGGGGGACCCUAGGCAGGACGCUACCCCCGUCCCAGGGCCCUGGCAGCACCACGUUGCCGCCGCACCACCCCCUCAGCAGCACCAGCCUCAGCGGCACCAUGCAGUGCAAACACAGGGCCCCCAACGGGGGGCUCUUCCGGCAGAGCCCUGGCAAGACGCCCAUGCCAAUGUCCUACCAGGCAGUCUCCGCAGGACCCAUACCCGAAGCCAUUGAGGCCACCCACAGUACAUCGAUAUAG